AUGAAUGAUAAUUUAGAGCAAGCCCAAAACGAAUUAAACCGCAUUAAAGGUAAAUUAGGAAAUAUUGACAACGAAUAUUUGGAUAAAUUAUUAGCCGACCAAAAAGAAUUAGCGACAGUAAAAGCAGAAUUAGCCGAAACUCAACAGCAACUAAGAUUAAAAGAAACCGAACUGAAUGACUUAAAAACACAACUCCAAACUGCCACAGAUAAUUUAACUACUAGCCAAGCAGAAAACACCGAACUAAAUAAGCAAUUACAAAAUAAAGAUAAUCAAAUUGACAACUAUAAAGGAGAAUUAAGCAAAACCGAACAAAUAGCUCAAAAUUAUUGCACUACUAGCCAAGAGCAGUUAAAGAAAAGCGAAAACGAAACUAAAUCACUUGAAAAACAACUAGACCAAACCAACUCUAAUGCCCAAAAGUUAAAAACAGAUUUAGCGGAUUACGAAACACAAAAUAAAGAUUAUUAUCACAAAAUUAAUAACCUUGAACUUGAAAUUGGAAACUUAACUGAUAAAUUAAAUGAACUUAAAGCACAAAACCAAACUCUUACGAAACAAGCCCUAAAUGAUAAAUCCACCAUUAGCGAUUUAGAAAAUGAAAUUAUAAUUUUUGAAGAAACACAUUUAGCAGAAACUAAAUUUAGCCAACGAUUAUCGAGAAAACUAACCGAAAUAGCGAAAGAACUAGAAGAAGAAAUAAAAGCCAAUGAUAAACUAUAUUCAGAUUUGGAAAAUCUUUCGGCAAGAGAGGAGGAAAGUUGUAAUUUGAUGUUGAAAGCAAAAGAAAAUUUAAUUAAACUAACUACUCAAAACGCUACCUUAGAUAGAAACUUAACAGUAAAACAAGGAGAAUUUUCCGAAGAAUUAGCAAAAAAUGCCCCAGAUUACAAAGUUAACAAGAACAAACCUAAAAAAGAAGCAAUAACUGUUGAAUAUAGUCGAGAACUUUUGGAGGAGAUAAUAAAAAUAGUAGGAAGGCGAAUAAAAGCCCAACACAAAAAGAACGCUAAUUUACAAACUAAACUAAAAGAGUUAAAUGCGGAAUGGAAAGAAAGAGUUAACCAAGUCCAAGAUUUAGAGGAAAUUCUGGCUGAUAAAAAUAGUAAAAUUGCUAAAAAUAGCCAAAUUGUUAAAGGCAAAGAUAAUAAAAUAAAUAAGUUAAAAAAUGAAAAAGAGCAUUUAACUGAAAAAUGGCAAGAAGAACAAGGGUUAGUUAAUGGUUUAGAAUUUGAUUUAGAGAAUAAAAACCAGGAAUUAACUACUGAAAAAACUAAUCACACUAAUACGCAAAACCAUUUAAAUAACCAGCAGCAACAAAAUAGUAAUCUCCAAACCCAGUUGGUAAAUGCUAAUAACCAAAUAAAUCAGGCUGAAAUUCAUUUAGGAGUUGCUGAUUUAAAUAAUUUACCGAAUAUGGGGGGCAGAACUUUAAUUCAGUUAGUAGGUCAUGUUUGUCCUACUCUUCCCCCUCAUACUUGUUCGCCAUGUGUUCUACCACAUUUACCGUCUCCUCAUGUUUGUCCGAUUGUUAAUAAUGUUAAUUGUUCGCAUAGUGAUUAUGAGGAAAUUAAAGAACAAAAAAAUACUUAUCAAUCACAACUAGAAACUGCCCUUAACGAAAAAUCAGUCAUUAUCAGCAAAAUUAAUCAAGAAUGUAAUUUAGACUUAAAUAACCCAAGUUUAGAGCAAGUAAUUACUAAAAUUAAAGAACUAAUUAACAAACCACCAACUUUCACUGGAAAUGAUGAGAACUUAAAAAAAGAAUUAGAACAAGCCCGACAAAAUAUUAUUGGUUUAGAAAAACAACUCCAAGAAUUAAUUCCUUUUGAUGAAAGAUUAGAAAAUAUUAAGGAAAUUGAUAUAAAUUCUUUGGAAAAAGAACUAGAUAUUAAAUUUUCAGCGGAAAUUAGGGCAAAAAUGCAGCAGGCGAUGAAUUAUCAAGAAUAUUCCCUUUUAAGAAAUUCAGAAAUUAAAAAACAUUUACAGCAAAGAGCAAGUGAUAAUUUAAUUAGUCAGCCAAGUAAAGAAAUACAACUGCCAAAAGAAAGAAUGAUUUGGAUUGGUUUAUUGAUAAUUAGUUGGUUAACUAUUGGCGGAUUAUUAGUGAAGAUUGCUAAAAAAACAAAACCGAUAAAGAAACUUCUAGAAAAAGCCCAUGUAGACUACAAAGUUUACCAAGAACCCGAACAAAUUCAAAAAGUAGAUAUCUUUGCUAAUUAUGGCAAAGCCAUCAAGGAUAAAGAAAGAGAAAAGGAAUUAAAAUUACCUGGUGUAGUUAUCUCAACUAACAACUUAAAUAAGUGGAAUUACCGCUUUAUUGUUGCUCCAAUUACCAAAAGAACUGAGGAAUUUUUAGACUUUGAAGUUCCAGUAAUAGUUAAUGGCAAAGAAGGCUUAGCUAUGCUAGACCAAAUAAAGACAAUUGACAAAUCGCGACUAAUUAAGAAACUAGGAAAAUUAACUGAAAAAGAAAUGUUAGCGAUUAGAGAAAAGAUAGAUUUAGUUUUUGAUUAA
Diversispora eburnea is the source of this 2517-nucleotide messenger RNA. The record is from the annotation of a GenBank genome assembly. Lineage: Eukaryota; Fungi; Glomeromycota; Glomeromycetes; Diversisporales; Diversisporaceae.